Molecule: messenger RNA, 2792 nt
Organism: Harpegnathos saltator (Jerdon's jumping ant)
Lineage: Eukaryota; Metazoa; Arthropoda; Insecta; Hymenoptera; Formicidae
Gene: homer
Product: homer protein
Exons: 6
Coding region: 407-1678 (423 amino acids)
Biological process (GO): G protein-coupled glutamate receptor signaling pathway
Molecular function (GO): G protein-coupled glutamate receptor binding
Source: RefSeq, a predicted model, not a curated record
CUUUAAAGAUUUAGCCCCUUUUUAAAGUAACGACCGCGCGCCGAGCGCGAUUUUCUGCAGUCGCGUUUAGUGAAUUUAGUGAAUUUGACGGAUCGCGGAGCGGUGAAUUACAGCGAGGUUAACGGCGAAUGGCAGAACCUUUCUCGGAAAAUCGAUUAAAUCCAGGCAGACUGUGGAGACCCGCGACUACAUUCAUGUUGUCGCGUGAUCGUCGCCGUUGUUCGCUAUAGAGAGCUUGGCUGAUGGCGGCUGUCAACCCACGGCGCAUCUCAGCCCACGGUCGAACGAUUCCCGGCCGUUUCUCGGAAAAUCUCGCUUGUCCAGCUCUGAAAAUAGACACGGCGCGCCCGCGCUGAACGCAUUCGCGACACAAUUUAUGCGAUCGUUCAACUAGGGAGCCACUUAUAUGACAUCGGGCAAGGAAACGAUGGGUGAGCAACCGAUUUUUACGUGCAAAGCGCACGUAUUUCACAUUGACCCAAAAACCAAGCGUUCUUGGGUAUCUGCGUCAACGGCAGCAGUGUCGGUUUCAUUCUUCUAUGAUUCCACCAGAAGUUUAUAUAGAAUAAUCUCAGUUGAGGGAACAAAGGCCGUUAUAAAUAGCACAAUUACCCCAAAUAUGACCUUCACAAAGACCUCGCAAAAAUUUGGCCAGUGGUCGGAUGUUAGAGCAAACACUGUAUACGGCUUGGGUUUCUCAUCCGAGGCUGAGCUGGGCAAGUUCAUCGAAAAGUUUCACGAAGUAAAAGAAGCCACCAAGUUAGCUAGCGCCAAGUUACAGUCAAACAGUUCUUCGGUUACGCCGGCCACCAGCGCAAAUGUCAGCCCAAUUACAUCUCGAUCGGGUAUGCCAUCGUCGGAGCAAGAUCUGAUUGAUCCGCCAAACUCCUCGAUGAUUAAUUCCAACGUGUCAGCGUCCAACAACCCGAAUCCAAAUGCCAACAUGAUCUCCGCUCAGAACAGUGUAUCUUCGGUAAGCAGCAGUCCUUUACCUGAUAGUUGUCAAAAUAAAAUGGACGACGAAUUGAAAAACACAGUCCAUUCAAGAUCACAGAGUGUUUCUCAGCAGAGUACAGAUAGUCCGCAGCAUCAAGGGAAAUCGGCGCAAUUGAGUGCUACACAAAGUGGGCAGUCCGCUGAGGUGCAGCUCAAGUAUGAGAAUGAUAGGCUGAAACUCGCUCUAGCUCAAAGCUCUGCUAACGCAAAGAAAUGGGAGGUCGAGCUAACUGCUCUCAAAACCAGCAAUGCGAGAUUAACGAGCGCGUUGCAAGAAUCCACAGCUAAUGUUGACGAAUGGAAGAGGCAGCUGCAGUCGUACAAAGAGGAAAACGCCAGGAUAAAAGCCAAGUAUGCCGAUUUGGAAGCUGGGAAAAUUGCGGAAGGCAACAGCGAAGCCCUAAGAUUGAGAGUCGAAGCACUGGAAAGUGAGUUGAGAACGCGAAAUGAAGAAAUCAAAGCUCUCACAAUGGCCAAUAAAAAUAAGGAUUUUGUGGCUCUGCAAAAGGAGAAUGGGGAACUGCGCGAUAUGUUGAAUGUAGUUCAUGAACAAUUGGAAAUUGCGAUGAGUGCGAACAAGGUCCAAAAGCAAAAUUUGGAAACGUUAAACGCCAGAUUAGAUGGCUUCAUACAGGGUUUGGUAACUAUACAUCGAGAAAUUACGCAUACACUGCAAACUUAAGUUUGCAUCAUAGGAAACCUAAGAAUGCCUUUCUUAGGUCUUUUGUAUUUACUUCUAAGCGCGAUGUACGAAUGGACGAUAUAGAGAUUAAUACGAAAGGGAGAUGUUCCAUAAAAAUCGGUUGCUAAUCGAUCGAACGGAAGAGAUUAUAGGAUAACACACACCGAGAGAAAUUAGUCGUCUCGAAAAUACACUACGGAAAAAAUCGCUCCCUCUAACAUGUAUUUAUAUAUGAAUCGACCUGACGUUAGUGUUUAGCGUUUCUCUUUAGGAAUAAGUUUCGUGCCAUAAUCGUGCUAUUGUUACGCAGGAUACGACACUUAACUUUACCACCUUUCUUUUCUUUCGUUCUUUCUUUCUUUUUUCUUACUUCCUUCCUCCCGAUAUUGUUUCGAUAUUGUAUUCGAAACAUUGUAAAUCUAGUCUAAAAUUUGUAUUCGACUUUGUCGUUGAAGUUGUGAAGAUGACCUAGGAUUUUUCUUCCUCUGAUGAUUUAAAUUGUUUUUCGUAUAUAUCUUUUCUCUGGUAAUUUUCGGAUCAAAGUUCUACGAGACUUCGGCUGCGUUCCGAUAUUCACUGCCAGUAUUGCAAAUAUAUAGUUUGUGUCACAUAUACUAUAGAUUUUCAGCACUGGUAGUGAAUAUCGGAACGCAGCCUCAGUCUCGCGCGCGCAUACGCCGCGUAUUGUCUAGAUAUUUUUAUAUUUGAUAAGAAAUAAAGGAUUUUCUCAUUAGCAAAAGGAGAUUAGGAGAUGGAGCAGGCUUUCCCCGUAAGAUUUUCGUAUGAAGUUUCAUGGUUACUUUAAUAGCUUUACUGAUAAAAUUAAUAUAUACUUAAACUUUCCUUUCCCUCUUACUCUUUUAAUCGAGUUUGCGGGUUUUAUGUAGGACAGAUGCCAUUUCUCGAAAGUUGAUUGCGUGCAUACAAAUAUUUAUCUGAAUAUAUAACGUCAGUAAAAAUCGCGAUUUUUACUUUUACACAAAGUGAUACGAAGCAAAGAAGUAGUGCUUGUACAUAUAUAAGCAAUAAAAGAAAAGGGAAAGAAAAGAAGCAAAUAAUAUAUGGACAAUAAAGAGAUCAAUUUUAAAUAAUUUUUAAGAGAUCAAUUUUAAAU